Messenger RNA from Malaya genurostris, 904 nucleotides. RefSeq names its product histone H3. Gene Ontology annotation, molecular function: structural constituent of chromatin; protein heterodimerization activity; DNA binding. The coding region runs from base 330 to 740 and encodes 136 amino acids. Gene Ontology annotation, cellular component: nucleosome. The record is from RefSeq and is a predicted model, not a curated record. Lineage: Eukaryota; Metazoa; Arthropoda; Insecta; Diptera; Culicidae. The transcript has a single exon.
UUUUCGUACAGUAAAUUGAUGAGUUGUUUCUCUUAGAGUGCAAAUCGAAAACUGAGAUGUGGAUUGCCUACAAGCGAACGUUUUUAUAUGUUUUUCGUUGGUAGCAACCUCACUGAUACUCAUACAUAUGCAAUCUACACUUAGACAUUCCAUACACUCGUCCCCUUCUAUAUACUUUAUGCAACAAACAGCAGAUGUUAGAAUAUUGAAAAGGGCGCGAAAUUCCAGGUAUCAGUUUGCCUUCGUUUAGGGUAUAAAAGGGAUCAAGCUUUAAAAAUAUCGUUAGUUUGAAUUUACACUUAUCGCAAGGAUAACAGAAAAAAACUACAAUGGCUCGUACCAAGCAGACCGCUCGUAAGUCCACCGGAGGAAAGGCUCCUCGUAAGCAGCUGGCUACGAAAGCCGCUCGCAAGAGUGCGCCAGCCACCGGAGGCGUUAAGAAGCCGCAUCGCUACCGGCCAGGAACCGUCGCUCUGCGUGAAAUUCGUCGUUACCAAAAAUCCACGGAAUUGUUGAUCCGAAAAUUACCAUUCCAGCGUUUGGUUCGUGAAAUUGCUCAGGACUUCAAAACCGAUCUGCGUUUCCAGAGCUCGGCCGUGAUGGCCCUGCAGGAAGCCAGCGAGGCUUAUUUGGUUGGUCUGUUCGAAGAUACCAAUCUGUGUGCCAUCCACGCCAAGCGAGUGACCAUCAUGCCGAAGGAUAUUCAGUUGGCACGCCGCAUCCGCGGAGAACGCGCUUAAAUUCAACAUUCAACUGACAUCAAACAUAUCAACGGUCCUUUUCAGGACCACUGCAUAGUUUAAUGAGAGUUUUUGCUCGAUAUUUCCAUUUUAAGUGUGAUUGAUUAAAUUCAAUGAAGUUAAGUAAUAGUGAAACUUAUGGUUUAGAAAACUGUACUCCUCUG